Messenger RNA from Effrenium voratum, 4803 nucleotides. The record is from the annotation of a GenBank genome assembly. NCBI's taxonomy places the organism in Eukaryota, Dinophyceae, Suessiales, Symbiodiniaceae.
UUCUUCCUGAAAGGUUAGGCCACGGUUAGGCUUUCUCCGCGAGCCAUGCUUCGGCUGGUGCUGGCGCUGAGCCUUGCGCUGGCACAGGAGUGCCCGUUAGGCGAGGGCACCUGCAGCAGUCAGCCGACCACAGGCCUUCUUCCUGUGCCUGAGUGCGAAGAAGACUUGGAGUUGAAGGACUUCGUCGAACGGGGCAAGGCUUUGUGUAAUCCUCGGCACCUGCCGGAGAGCCUGCGGCCACCCAAGAAGGUCGCGGGCUUGUACUGGCUGAAGGGACUUCCACUGCCCGAUGUUGCAGCAUGCUUCAGCACUGGAGAGUGGAACCAGGCCACCUUGACCUUGAAACUCAUGGUUUGGAAGGACUUCUUUUUCAAGAACGACUUCACCGGCCGCAGCCUGGCUGCGUCGGUCUACCAGACCGGGGCCUACUACCUGGUGAAGUACAAGGACGAGACGCUCUCAGAGGCAGACAUCACGCCACAUGCCUCGCGAUUGGCUUCGCCGGCAGCCCUGGCCUUUGCUGCUAUCAGUUCUUUUCCGCUCGUGGAGCAGACUGGCCUUACAACACCUGGCAGCCGCUACACUCGGCCCUCCUACUUCGGCAUUGCGGACUACAAGGUCCUGACCAGCGAGUACGAGGCUUGGAAGAUCCUCGAUGCGGAUCUGCAGCCUGUUCCUGAUAACGUGGCCACGAUGAUGAAGCUUCUGCCCAAGAAGAUCGGGGACAAGCACGUAGUGAAAUACUCCGAGGGACCCUGCGGUGAAAAGUCCCAAGAUUCUCGAACAGGCGAUGGAAGCUGCCAGGGCUUCUUCCUGGAGCUUGCGAGGCAGCCACAGCUGGGGCUGCUCCAUGAAGAGAAGGAGUUGAAGAUUGCGCACGUGACGACAAAAGGCUGCCACGCAGAGUACUCCGUGAUUUGCCUGGAGGGCGUCUACGAGGUGAAGGAGUCCCACGUCUGCACCAGCGGCACCUUCGAGGGACCUGCAGCAAAGAGCAUCCAGCACAGCUGGGAGCUUUGCUCUUCUCAGGAUCAGAAGGUUAACCUGCUAAGCUCUGUCGUGGACUUGACCUGGGAUGUGGAGAUUCCGCCGAACACACGAGUUGAAGGCUGUGUGCGCAUCUCUUUGGCGGAUGAGUACCCCGAGCUCAGCAAGGUGCGAGGCACUAUGGAGCAGCAGCGGCAGGCACUCGUGGCCAAGAAGAAGGAAGUGGGUGGCUGCCCGACCUUCCGCACCACCAGCGACCGCCUGGCCAGGGCCAGCGACUUUGAAGGCAGCGGUUUGACGGGCGUGGUGUCCAGGCAGUACCUGAAGCUGGUGCAGAAGGAGUUGUCUACACGAGCUCGGCUUUGGACACAUACAUCACCCUUGAGCAGCAACGAGUCCUGGAUGGACUCAACCAUCCACACGGCCUCUUUGGCCACCUUCCUGCCCUACUUCGCGAACCGCACCACGGCUUUCUCCAUGUGCGCGGCCCUGAACUGCGGGGAGCCCACGCCCUUCAUCGACGGGCCCAUGAAGUUCCGCUACGACCAGGUGGCGACCGCUCAAGCAGAUCCUGCGCAGCCGCGGGUCUACUCCAUGUGGUCCACGCCUCCCACAGAGGAGUGCCAUCACUGGACGUUGCCCCUCUUCCUGAGCUCGGGCUCCAAGGAGCACAGGCAGUGGCGCAUGUUGCUGGAUGAGGCGGGCUUCGAGACCAUGCACACCCAGGACUUGACUGAGGCAGCCACGCUGCUCGAUGCUGCGUGGUUGGAGAAGCUGCGUCAUGCUCUCGGAAUGAAGUCGCUCCUCCCGGCGCCCACAGAGUUGGAGGUGGGAAGGAUCGUGGUCCAACUGGUCUUCGAGGGCAUUUGGCGUAAGAAGAUGUCCUUCAAUGAGGCCUACGCUAUCACGCCCUACCUGGAGUUCGGGAAGAUGUGCAUCUUCGGAAAGCGCGGCAAGCACAUGGGCCUCGUACAGCCCUUGGCUUUGGCCGGGAUCAAGCGAGUGGCGCUCGCCUUCGCUCGUGACUCCCCCACGGCCGAAAAGCUCUUCAAGCUCAUCCAGCUCCCCAAGUACUCCAAUCUAAAGACCUUGCUGGAGUCCUCAAAAAAGCCGCUGAAUGACAUCCUUUUGCAAGACGUAAUGGACGCGUCGCUCUUCGCCGGUGUCUUGGGCACCACAGACCUUGCCACAAAGUGCGUGAAGUCCCAGUUCAAGGAUGGAAAUCAUGUGACGAUGUUCCGGAAGGAUGCCAGUGCCUACUUGCACGAGCUCAUGCGAACAGAUGCGGCCGUGGGUCAAUUCACCACCGCUCUGACGAAGGAUGAAACCUGGAAUCUGGAAGGCCACAAGGUGCCAUUCCCAGCGGAUCAGGCUGUGACCAUGAGCUUAGUCACUGCCAACAGAGAUCCCCGCGUUUUCCCGGAUCCUGAUGUGUUUGACCCUGAUCGCGAAGAGCUUGGUGAGAUGCUAACCUGGAAUGGGAAGCUGAAGCACGUUAUGGCGCGGAACUACACCGGAGCACCGCGCUUUUGCCCUGGCUACCACUUGUCCAUGAAGGUGGCAAAAGAUGUAUGUGCACAGAUGACGAAGGACUUGAGUGCCUGGGGCGGCGAUGCUGGCGAGCACAAGAAGAUCGAGGGUCUUGUGAAGAUCAAGGCUGCUGGCUAUCAUGGGAAGGAAGCUUCCGUGGCCUACUACGACUUCCACAAGGAGAAGCACUGUGUCACGGACAAGCAUCACCAUGAUGAGUACAUCGGCUGCUUUGCUGCUGAGGAUUUGGAGGUGCUGGAUCCCAACGGCGGCCGUCCCAAAACGUUAGAGGAGGAGUACAACAUGUGCCCAGCGCUGGUACCCGCCAUGAUGCAGAUGAUGCUGCACGUGCUGGCCCAGCAGGUGGAAACGCAGUCCACCGUAGGUUGGAUCAUCAGCCGCUUGUUGGGCAAGCAGCCGACGUCGGAGAACUUCCACCGGGACUGGUCUGAUGACUUCACCAUGGGCUUGUACGCUGGCAUCAACUUGAUCGCUAUGCCGAUGUACGCCUCCCGCCACUCUGACUCUGUCUUCAUCCCUCGCCGCAAGGGCAGCGUGGAGGUCUUCUCCGUGGGCAGCGUGGCGGCACCAGAUGUGGACAUUGACCAUCCCAAGUUCGUGCCCGUGGAGUGGUACAUCCCCCAGCCGCUGCUGGACUAUGGCAUGCUGCCCGGCAUGACCUGCUUCCACGGCUUCCUGCGGCAGCUGCCCUGGGACGACAUGCUGGAGGACGAGCGCAACACCUGGGACCUGGUUAUGAACCUCAGUCAGCGGUCCUACCUCAGGAAGGAGGAGUGGGUUAUGAGCUUUUACAAGGGCUACAAGACCCAUGACGGCAAAGACAACUGGCCCGAGAGGGAGGUGGACUUUGCAAAGAUGUACUGGAAGCGCGAUGAGUGGGAUGACGGUCUAGAGAAGGCGAUCGCCUUUGGACUCAUCGGGUCCCAUCGCCUGGAGCACUUGAAUCCACCCGUGGACUUCGGGGGGGAGAGCUUGCCGUUUGUGAUCCGCCUCAACAAGUUCCGUGGGCUUCCAGUGAGGAAGGGCUUCGGCAAGUAUGAGGGCGACCUGCACUUCACCAAAGAUGGCUACCCGGCCAUGAUGGAGCUGGCUGAUGGCACGCGGGUUGCGCGUGGGGACAAGGACUGGCAGUACUGGAAGUUUGCCUGGAGGUGCUCACUAAUCACGGUCAUCACGCUGACGGACCACCUACACAUGACUCACUUCCGAUCAGGCAAUGUGCUGGCCACUGCGACCCGCAAGACACUCUCGCCGAACCAUCCUCUCAGACGGUUGCUUUCGGUGUUUACCUUUGGGACCAUUUUCAUCAAUCUGCAGGCUAUGCACACGCUCAUCGGCCCCCGGCACGUCUUGCACCGGUCCACGCCCUUUGUGCAGUUCGAAGACCUCAGCGACGCCGUGCCCAAGAAUCUGCUGCCCUUGACAGAAAAGCACAAGGCACUCCUCCGAGAAGAGGAGUGGAAUAAGCUGCCUGCGAAGGUACAAGAAACUCCUUACUAUGCGGACGGCAAGCUCUUGUUCAAUGCAGAGAGGCAGCUCCUCAAGGAGUUCAGGGAGCUCUACAGCUACGGCCGCCUGGGCUUCUGCGACAAGCAGGACCAGGUCACCGGACCCGAGCUGCGGAGCUUGCUGAACGAGCUGGUGGCUGAGAACUCGCGGUCUCACUAUGCCAGCUCCCUGAACUCCAACGCCACCUGCACCCAGUUUUUUGAGGAGAUCCUCAUGUCCUACGUUUGGACAGUGACAGGAUGGCAUCGUCACGUCGGCACUGUGGGUGAUUACUACAGGGAUCCGGAGCUUGCAUCCUUCAGCUGGCGCGAGGGUGAGCGCUCUGCGAGGCCCUUGCAGCACAUGCAGAUGACCACAGUGGCAGUAUUUACCUCGGCUUUGCAGCCGAAGCUCAUUGAGGACUACAGCCAUGUUUUCCAGGGAGUUCACAAGGAAGAGCAGAUGUUGCAGAUCUUGGACCGCUUCAAAUCGCAACUGCACAAAAUCUCGGAAGAGGUGGAGAAGCGUAAUCAGAAGCGCAUCCACGACCCAGACAUGGGUUUUAAGAACAUUCAUGCUGAUCCCAAGAUCGUUGAAUGCUCGGUGGCUGUUUGAUUUUGCGCGCAGAGCUGCAUUGGCAUCUCUCGCUUGGAAUUUAUGCGCACAAUGCGCUUGGUCGCUACUUGUAUCUUCCGAACAGUGGUUUAAGACUGAGCUGGACCUGUGGUAAAGCGCUUGCUUUCCGCCCUGUGUGUCUCAUCCCCCCGUUUUGUUGCA